UCAGGAAUCGACCAAUCCUCAAUUUUUAAAUGUACCUACACUGGAGGGAUAUCAAUAUCCAGUUGAUGACAUGGUACCCCUUCAUGAUUUACUCACUAAUUGGGGCUUAGGGUUUCUUUUUCAAACUUUACUAGAUGAACUUAUCUGUAUGAAAGGUAUAAUAAUUAUGGAAGCUGAUCAAGCUUAUGAACUUCUAAAACAUUUUCCAUUAGGGAUAAGACUGUUGUUUGUAUAUAAUUUAAAAAAAUGGCAAAAAACUCAAGAAAAUGAUAUGAAGUCUACCAACACACCACAGUUGAAUUUAAAAGCCUCUACUAAUCAACCUAUUCAAUAUCAUCAUCAAAAUAAUAUUAAUAAUAUAAGUAUAAAUUUAGGAGAAGUAUUAAAUUCAUCAAACACUGGUUUAAUGAUACUUCAAUAUUAUAAGUCAAACCAAAAAUUGAAUGACGGUAUAAGAUCAAUGUUAGUAGAUACUGUAAUUAACUGGGUCAUCACUAAAAAGAUAAACAUGUCUGUGAACCUGGCAGAACAGUUGGCAAAUCAAUUAGUGUCUAUAUUUCCUACAGAAGUGAAAGAUUUGUAUUUUAUGAAGCACGAUUCAAAUAAAAACCCUAAGGGAAAAUUAUACGCUAAAUAUUAUAAUUCUAUAAGGCUUCUUAAGACAACAGGUUUAGUGGCAACAAAGUUGACUUCUAGAAAUCAAGAAAAACAUAGUGGUCGUAAGCAUUGCACAGAGUUUGAGCCGGAACAGAGUGUUCAAUAUGCAGUAGAUGAAAUAAAAAACAAUAAUAAUUUUUCAAAUUUUAAUGAUUUGGAAAAGUUGUGGAAGGAAACUGUAAAUUAUCGACUCAAUUCCAUUCAAAACACUAAUUCUACAAAAGAAAUAAUGGGAAUGUGGAAGCCUUACACAUUGCCUUAUGGGUUUAGAUUAGUUGACAUUGAUUUUAAAAAAUUGUAUCCAGAAUGCCCAGACUUUAUUAAUUCUUAUGAACAAAAACACAUCAAGGUUAAGGAACUCUUCGAAAUAAAAAUAAAAGAUAGUUCUAGUAGAAAAUUAUUUGAAGAAUACAAAAAUUCUUCCUGCAUCACAGAAAGUGGAAAAAAUACAGUUUUUUUUUAUUUACUACAUUCCAUAUUUGUACCUACUUCUAAGAAAGUAACAAGGGAUGGUAAUGGGAAAAAAAAUCAAAUUAAAUACUCAAUUAGAGAUUCCCAAGAUACAUUUUUUGUAUUCAAAAAUACAAUUGGCGAAAUUGAAGAAUAUAUUUUGCAUCUUGGAAAUGAAAAUAUGCCUAUUCAACCAUUCAUUCUUCUCGUUGGUACUCCAUUAAACCAUAAAGAAAUUAUUGUUUAUUUUGAUUCCAUAAAGUAUAGAAUGUUUAAUAUUUUAUCUGCAAUUGACAUAUGUUUUAAGAUUUUUCAUCUUUUUAACUUGGAAUAUCCACCUGCCAGUAGUAUUGUAUGGACAUUUAUACAAAAAUAUUUUUACUGUUUUAAUACAAAAUAUGACAAACCUUACCAUACUUUGAGCCAAUUUUUGUCAGAUAUAAACAAUUAAAUUAAAUACUUUUAUUUUCUUUCUUUUAUUCGACCAUUAAAAUCAUACUGGCAUACAUAGGUAAUUCUUGCCACUAUUCUCUAUAUAUUGACAAAAUAUGCCAACCAGGAUCUAACUAGAUUCUUUCUACAUUAUUAUAAAUUAUCAUAUUAUCCUUAUUAACUAUUACUCUUAGAGUUAUAUUUUAAGCUGUAUGUAUUUUUUUUAAAUAUAGAUUUAUAGAUUACACAUACGUUUUAUUGCUUAAAUAUAAUAAUAUAUACAAAUGUUGUUACUUCGUUAGCUAAAAAUUUGCGUUACUUUUAUAUUACAAUUUGAAUUUUUUUUCAAUUAUUAAUUUAUACAACAUAAGUGAUUUGAUGAUAUUGUUUUGAUUUAAUUAAGUUUCAUAUGUUACACAUGCAUUUUUUUAUUUGAAUUAAAUACCUAAUAUAAAUGUUAGUUAAAAAUUUGUUACUUUUAUAUUAUUAUUUGAAUUUUUUUUUAAUUACUUUUAUUUUAGCAGUACAUUUUU
Molecule: messenger RNA, 2072 nt
Organism: Aphis gossypii (cotton aphid)
Lineage: Eukaryota; Metazoa; Arthropoda; Insecta; Hemiptera; Aphididae
Exons: 6
Coding region: 71-1558 (495 amino acids)
Source: RefSeq, a predicted model, not a curated record